Messenger RNA from Stylophora pistillata, 585 nucleotides. RefSeq lists its product as uncharacterized. Lineage: Eukaryota; Metazoa; Cnidaria; Anthozoa; Scleractinia; Pocilloporidae. The record is from RefSeq and is a predicted model, not a curated record.
AUGAUUCUAUGUUUUCAAGGGUCUGUUCACAUCAGCGACACGCUUGGCUGCGCCUCAUUUGCCCUUUUGACGUCAUCUGUAAUCUAUUACAGCAGCAUGGAAUCCAUACCUGGGGCGGUCAGAAGUUGGUAUUCAAAAAUCAAGAACGGCUACAGAUAUCAAACUGGACAAGGGAAUGGCCAUCCUGUCGGACAUUUCCAGACGGUAGUAUGGAAAGGGGUGACAAAGUUAAGCUGCGGGCUGAAUAUCAAGCCAGGCGAUGGCACUUUCGUAACAGCACAUUAUGCCCCAGCCUUUCAUGCAACCAGGCACUAUUCUGAACAUGCACGGGAAAAUGUCAUGCCACGAAGACAACCAGAAUCCUCAUGCGAAAUCGAGUCAGACGAACGUGUUAAGUGCUCGGACAGUCUUGUCGCUCCAUUUGCGACACCUAAAAUGUGCCUUGACGCCGGUUGUUGCUAUGACGACAUGUUCAUGAAUGAGCCAAAUGUGAAUUUUUAUAAUCGAAAUGGAAAGACUUGGUGCUUUCAAAGAAAACAGGCCUAAGAAAAUGAACUAGCUGCCGAUAGAAACUAGAAUAAAAAU